Trichomycterus rosablanca is the source of this 4398-nucleotide messenger RNA. Its product is annotated as protein-L-isoaspartate O-methyltransferase domain-containing protein 2. Gene Ontology annotation, biological process: protein modification process. Gene Ontology annotation, molecular function: protein-L-isoaspartate (D-aspartate) O-methyltransferase activity. The coding region runs from base 141 to 1337 and encodes 398 amino acids. The record is from RefSeq and is a predicted model, not a curated record. The transcript has 6 exons. Lineage: Eukaryota; Metazoa; Chordata; Actinopteri; Siluriformes; Trichomycteridae. Gene Ontology annotation, cellular component: cytoplasm.
UUCAUGGCGAAUGUAGAAAAUGUGCGGUUAGGGUACAGAUGAACGGAUUUAAUCGCGACUAGAGAAAAACGCUUGUCGAUUCCGCCAUCGCACGAUAGUCAAAGUCCUCUGUAGUUCCCAAUCCUACACCAUCAUUUACCAUGGGCGGUGCAGUCAGUGCCGGAGAGGACAACGACGAACUGAUCGACAACCUGAAGGAGGCGCACUACAUCCGUUCAGAGCUGGUGGAAAGGGCCUUCCGAGCCAUCGACCGUGCAGACUACUACCUGGAGGAGUACAAGGACAGUGCUUACAAAGACCUGGCCUGGAGGCACGGCAACCUCCACCUGUCCGCUCCCUGCAUCUAUUCAGAGGUAAUGGAAGCACUGGAGCUUCAGCCAGGCCUUUCAUUCCUCAAUCUGGGCAGCGGAACAGGCUACCUCAGCACCAUGGUGGGCCUCAUACUGGGUCCAUUCGGGGUGAAUCAUGGUGUUGAGCUGCAUGCAGAUGUGGUGGAGUACGCCUACCAAAAACUCGACUACUUCAUCAAAACCAGUGACAGCUUUGACAAGUUCGAAUUUUGCGAGCCAACGUUUGUGGUGGGGAACUGUUUGGAGAUUCCUCCAGAGAGUCGGCAGUAUGACAGGGUAUACUGCGGGGCCGGGGUGCAGAAGGAGUACGAGAACUACAUGAGAAACCUGCUGAAAGUUGGAGGAAUCUUAGUGCUCCCCCUGGAGGACAAGCUUACCAAAAUCACCCGAACCAGUCAGAAUUCCUGGGAGACAAAGAAAAUAAUUGCAGUGACCUUUGCACCUCUGGUGCAGCCUAAGCAAAGCAUUAACGAAAGAGGCAAAAGCGUACCACUGCCUAUCUUCGAGGUGCGAGCGCUGCAGGAUCUGGCCCGCCUAUCCAUCCGGCACAUUUUGCGCCAGCCCUCAGAGCUGACAGAAGUUCGUUCCAAGCGGCACGUGUCAUUCCCCGGAGCUCGGGCCAUGCACCGGUACGGGCCUCGCUUCGAGCGGCGCCGGUUCUGUCGCCGCUUCUACCGCCAGUGCGUCAACUCCACCAUCGCCCACGAUUCAAUAACGCCCAGCGCCGCAGACGAUUGCGCGUACCAGGGUGGAGUGGAAGAGGAGGAGGAAGAAGAGGUGGAGGAGGAAAUGAUCUGCAACCGGACAUCGGCGGACCUGCCGGAAGAGGACGAGGACGAGGACGAGGAGGAAGACGGCACUGCCGGCGAUCAUGAGGAAAAGAUCAAGAAAGCGGAACCGCCCGUCAACAUCCUGAGGCAGAGGAUCCUGGGACUGCCCCUGCCUGAGCCGCUUAAAAUGUAUCUCCUUUAUUUUCGCGACAAGUAAAUUUCUAAAACUCAAGACUCCUAACCUGAUGAGCUAGGCUUGAACUAAAAUCCGUUCUGUUAUUGAGAAGCAAACCAGCCUGAUUCUGAUUGCAUGAAACCAUGGAUGAAAAAAAUGAUAUGGGUUUUUAAUAACGGACUUGUUGGAGCUCAUUUUUCACUACCUUUGGAAUUGGAAAUGGACAUUUUUCUCUGACUUUAGAAAACCCCUUCAUCACCCAAGCUUUAAUGAUCAAACACAAGUAAUGACUUUAAGACGCAGGUGGACAUUAUCUGCAAUAUAGACUGAAGCUUCAGAAUUAUUGGGACUCUUGGUAGAUGGGUUAACAGGUUAUGAAAGUGUUUAUUUGUGGUUCUUCCCUUUCUCUCCCGACUUUUAGCGCAUCCAACUGCCCGAUUGCGUCAUGCAUCCUCUCCACUGAUUGAGGAGAACGUAGCUAACGCCCCCUCCGACACGUGGGCAGCAACCAUAUGCAUUUUGUCACCUACACCAGGCUGCGGACCUGCUCUGUGUACGGAUAGACACACCCUGAUCCGCACUCUCUCCCCGUCUCUGUGCAGGCGCCAUCAAUUAGCCAGCAGAGGUCGUAGUUGCAUCAGUCCCUAUCCGGCUUGAUACCCCACCCCUAUAUGAACAACAGGCCAAUCGUUGUUCAUGUGUUUGCUCAGCCCAGCCGACAGACUCGAGAUCCCAGCUCUGGUGUGCUAGCGCGUCUUUUUACCGCUGUGCCACCUCUCGUACAUUUAUUUACUAGUAAAUAAAUACACUGGUAUCAAUGAGUAAACUGUGUUUGGGGCUGAUAAGCCUGAUAAGCUAAUUUAUUCUCCUAAUGGAAAGCACUACUGUAUAAAGAAUGAACUAUUCAAUAUGGUAAUUAAAUAGAGAGCAAAUGUACAAAAAAGCUCAUGCAAAAUAGGCCAGCGGUUAAGGUACUGGACUAGUGACCAGAAAGUUGCUGGUUUAAACCCACCCAUGCUUGACCUCUAAACAAAGUCCUGAAUAGUAUUGAGUGAAUUUAAAAUUCAACUUUGAAACAAUACCCUGAUUUUGAACAAAUGUACUAUGGGAUCAAAAAGGGGAAAAAAUAAACGAAGACCACCUUGCAUGGUUACUAUUUUUUUAACUAUACAAUUAAUGACAUCUAAGUUAAACACAACUAUAGGCGGCUCAGGUGGCGCAGCAGUUAAACACACGUUUAAACACACAUAUAGGGGUGUGGGAGUAGUAAGCCGGAUAGGGUCUCCUCGUAACUGAUGCAACUACGACCUCUGCACAGGGGUGGGGAAGGAGUGCAUUGAUCAGGGUGUGUCUCUCCGUACACAGGGCUGAUCCGCAUCAGCACUAGCCUAGUGUAAGAGUACCAGUGUAAGAGUAAGCUAAUUAACAACAAAGAUUGUGUUUUUAUAACGUUUUUACCUGUCUUAACCAAGAGUACCCCUGAAUCUGGAUCUGAUUGUAAACAGCGGUAAAACACACGCUAGCACACGGGAGCCGGGAUCUCGAAUACAUCGUAUCGAAUCUCAGCUCUGUCAUCCUGCUGGGCUGAGCAGCCACAUGAACAAUGAUUGGCCUGUUGUUCAUAUAGGGGUGGGGUAGUAGUAAGCCGGAUAGGGUCUCCUCGUAACUGAUGCAACUACGAUCUGUGCACAGGGGCGGGGAAGGAGUCACUCGCCUAGUGCAGGUGAAAAAAUGCAUACGGCUGCUGCCCGCAUGUCGGAGGGGACGUGGGUUAGCUUCGUUCUUCUCAAUCAGAACAGGGAUCGGCAUUAGUGGAGAGGAAGCAUGAUGCAAUCGGGCAAUUGGACGCGCUAAAAAGUCGGGAGAAAAUGCAUAAACAAAAUACAACAACAAAACCCACCCAAACUAUAAACUGGGAGCAAAAGUCAACCUAUGAUCAUGUUACAUUUAUUUGUACCUGGUUUUAAAAUGAAUAAAUCCGGCUGGGCUGAGCAGCAACAUGAACAACGAUUGGCCUGUUGUUCAUAUAGGGGUGGGGUAGUAGUAAGCCGGAUUGGGUCUCCUCGUAACUGAUGCAACUACGACCUCUGUACAGGGGCGGGGAAAGAGUACACAGGGCUGAUCCGCAUCAGCACUCGCCUAGUGCAGGUGAAAAAAAGCAUACGGCGUGUCGGAGGGGGCGUGGGUUAGCUUCGUUCUCCUCAAUCAGAGCGGGGAUCAGCAUUAUGCAAUCGGGCAAUUGCAUAGACACAUGCUAGCACACCAGAGCUGGGAACUCGAAUACAUCGUAUCGAGUCUCAGCUCUGCCUGCUGGCUGGGCUGAGCAGCCACAUAAACAACGAUUGGCCUGUUGUUCAUAUAUGGGCGGGGUAUUGAGCCAGAUAGGGGACUCUCUCACGACUCCUGUGAGAGUCGUGCAUAAACAGAAUACAAAAAAAAACACCCAAACUAUAAACUGGGAGCAAAAGUCAACAUAUGAUUGUGUUAUAUUUAUUUGUACCUGGUUUUAAAAUAGUGAAGAUAAAUAAAAAAAUGUCUUGUCAGUGUAAGAGUAAGCUAAUUAACAACAAAGAUCGUGUUUUCAUAACCUUUUUUACCCGUCUACCAAGAGUGCCAGUGAAUCUGGACCUUAUUUGUAAGAGUGUGAUGCAGUGACAAGAAUGGGAACAUUGUUUGGAUGGAUUAAGGUACACCUGUACUCCGUAUUAUCUACAGAGGGCCGACGUGGCUGAUCAGCAGUUUAAAGACAAAGAUGCAUCAUUUGUAGCUCUUGCCUGCUUAGUGUUAAAACCCUGAAGCCAUGUUGGCCCUUUAGUGAAUCAGACUGAGUACCAGGACAGUAGAACUUUGUAUAUUUUUCUAUGGCUUUCUGAAAGACUAUGUUUGAACAGCUUUUUUUGUCUAUUGUAUUUCAUUAUAUAAGGUACUGAAUGCUGUUUGCAUGUGUAGUGCUACUCUAGUGCAUCUGCAUUUUGUCGUGCCGACGUGUUCAACGCUUUACGUUCUGUAAGGCUAUCGGGAAAGAGGAAAUUAGACGUGGACUACUUGUAAAGAUGUGCAACAUCACAAUUAAAUAAAUAGUGUAUUGUAUCUUUAGAUAUAA